AGACUCUAAGCAGUAAAGAAAAAUAAAAAAGAAGACUCACCCAAUUUACACGCCUAGACGCAGACACAGUCAUCCAGAGAGAGAGAGAGAGAGAGAGCGCAACACACUACUGUUUUUCUCCAACAACGGCAAUGGCCUUUAGCACCCGGCGUGGGGGCUGGGCCCACACCUUGCUUCCCUUAUCGAGCACCCCAACCCCCAAAUCCAAGCUCCCCCGAAAGUCCCGCCGCCGAUUGUCCAUCCGCAACUUCAUUUUCACCAACUUCUUGGCUAUCUGCCUCGCGAUCUCUCUCUUCCUCUUCCUCCUCGUCGUCCUCCGCUACGGCGUGCCCAGGCCCAUCUCCUCCCACUUCAAAUCACAGGCGCCACGCUUCCCCAGGCCCCGGAAACCCGUUUACCGGAAACCGGUGUUGUCCGACGCCGCUGCCAAGGACGCCGUUUUGAGAUCCACGGUGGACAUCACGACUAAGGAUUUGUACGACACGAUCCAGUUCCUUGAUGUGGAUGGUGGGCCCUGGAAGCAAGGGUGGAGGGUGUCCUACAAAGGGAACGAGUGGGACUCGGAGAAGUUGAAGGUGUUUGUGGUGCCUCAUUCGCAUAACGAUCCCGGUUGGAAGCUCACCGUGGAGGAGUACUAUGAGAGGCAGUCUAGGCGCAUACUCGAUACGAUUGUUGAGACGCUUUCUAAGGAUGUUAGACGCAAAUUUAUAUGGGAAGAAAUGUCUUAUUUGGAGAGAUGGUGGAAGGAGGCCUCAGAGAGCAAAAGGGAGUCACUGGUCAAUUUAGUAAAGAAUGGGCAGCUCGAAAUUGUUGGAGGUGGCUGGGUAAUGAAUGAUGAGGCUAAUUCACAUUAUUUUGCCAUUAUUGAGCAGAUGGCAGAGGGGAAUAUGUGGUUGAAUGACACAAUUGGGGUUGUUCCUAAAAAUGCUUGGGCAAUAGAUCCAUUUGGUUACUCACCUACCAUGGCUUAUCUUCUCCGCCGUAUGGGUUUCGAGAAUAUGCUUAUCCAGAGGACCCAUUAUGAGCUGAAGAAGGAACUCGCACUGCAUAAGAAUUUGGAGUACAUAUGGCGUCAGAGCUGGGAUGCUGAGGAAACUACUGAUAUUUUUGUACACAUGAUGCCCUUCUAUUCAUAUGAUAUUCCACAUACAUGUGGGCCAGAGCCUGCUAUUUGUUGCCAGUUUGACUUUGCUCGGAUGCAUGGCUUUUCUUAUGAACUUUGCCCAUGGGGACAGCAUCCAGUAGAGACCAAUUCGGGAAAUGUUCAGGAGAGGGCUCUGAAGCUACUAGAUCAGUAUAAAAAGAAAUCAACCCUCUACCGAACAAAUACACUUCUUGUUCCUCUAGGGGAUGAUUUUCGUUACAUUAGCAUUGAUGAAGCAGAAGCUCAGUUUAGGAAUUAUGAGAUGCUAUUUGAUUAUAUCAAUUCUAAUCCAAGUUUAAAUGCAGAGGUGAAGUUUGGUACUUUGGAAGACUACUUCCGAACCCUACGCGACGAGGCUGAUAGGAUAAAUUAUUCACUUCCUGGUGAGAUAGGGUCUGGUCAGGUUGGGGGUUUUCCUUCUUUAUCAGGCGACUUCUUUACCUAUGCUGAUAGGCAACAGGACUAUUGGAGUGGUUAUUAUGUUUCAAGGCCUUUCUUCAAGGCUGUUGAUCGGGUGCUAGAGCAUACACUACGUGCCACAGAGAUGCUGAUGGCUUUAUUACUUGGAUAUUGCCAGAGAUCGCAGUGUGAAAAGUUGCCCGUAGGGUUUUCCUACAAGCUGACAGCUGCAAGAAGAAACUUGGCUCUUUUCCAGCAUCAUGAUGGGGUCACUGGUACUGCUAAGGAUCAUGUGGUUCAGGACUAUGGAAGUCGGAUGCAUACUUCUUUGCAGGAUUUGCAGAUUUUCAUGUCUAAAGCUAUAGAAGUUCUGCUUGGUAUCCGCCCAGAGAAAGCUGAUCAAAACCCUUCUCAAUUUGAGCCAGAACAGGUGCGAUCUAAAUAUGAUGUUCAACCAAUGCAUAAGGCAAUCAGUGCUCGUGAAGGAACUUCUCAUUCAGUGGUCUUUUUUAAUCCUUUGGAGCAAACAAGAGAAGAGAUUGUGAUGGUUAUAGUUAACAGGCCAGAUGUUACUGUUUUGGACUCAAACUGGACAUGUGUUCAGAGCCAAAUUUCACCUGAAUUGCAGCAGAACAAAAGCAGGGUUUUUACCGGGAAGCACCGUGUCCACUGGAAAGUCUCUGUUCCUGCCUUGGGUCUGCAAACAUAUUACAUUGCUAAUGGAUUUGGUCAAUGUGAGAAGGCAAAACCAGCAAAAAUAAAAUUUUUCACCCAGUCUACUUCCAUACAUUGUCCGACUCCUUAUGCUUGCUCAAAAGCAGAAGGUGAUGUAGCUGAAAUCCAGAAUUGGCAUCAAACGCUCACCUUUGAUGUCAGGCAUGGCUUGUUGCAGAAAAUAAUCUUUAGGAAUGGUUCCCAAAAUGUUGUGGGUGAAGAAAUAGGCAUGUACUCUAGUUGGGGAAGUGGGGCUUACCUAUUCAAACCUAAUGGCGAUGCACAAUCUAUCAUCGAAGCUGGUGGGCUGAUGGUGAUUGUAGAGGGUCAUUUGAUGCAGGAAGUAUCCUCUUAUCCAAGGACAACAUGGGAGAAACCCCCCGUCUCCCACAGCACCCGUAUAUAUAAUGGAGAUAAUACUAUACAGCAGUUACUCAUUGAGAAGGAAUACCAUGUUGAGCUUAUUGGCCCUGAUUUUGAUGACAAGGAAUUAAUAGUUAGAUACAAGACGGAUAUCAAUAACAAAAGGGUUUUUUACUCUGAUCUAAAUGGCUUUCAGAUGAGUCGGAGAGAGACAUAUGAUAAGAUCCCACUGCAGGGAAAUUACUACCCUAUGCCUUCUCUUGCAUUCAUGCAAGGGUCUAAUGGGCAGCGAUUUUCUGUUCAUACUCGGCAGUCUUUGGGUGUGGCAAGCCUUAAAGAGGGAUGGCUAGAGAUCAUGCUUGAUCGCCGAUUGGUUAGAGAUGAUGGACGUGGUCUUGGGCAAGGAGUGAUGGAUAAUCGUCCAAUGAAUGUAGUCUUCCACAUCCUUAUAGAAUCCAAUAUUUCCUCCAUUCCAAGCUUGGGUUCCAAUAAUUUUCCCUUAAGCCCUUCUCUUCUUUCUCAUUGUGUUGGUGCUCAUUUGAACUAUCCAUUACAUACAUUCAUUGCAAAGAAGCCUUUGGAAUUAUCUGUGCAGCCGCCCCCAAGAUCCUUCUCCCCUUUAGCUUCUCCCUUGCCAUGUGACUUGCAUAUUGUGAGCUUUAAGGUCCCUCGGCCUUUAAAAUAUUCUCAGCAGCCACCUGAAGAUUCUAGGUUCAUUCUGCUCUUACAGAGGCGUCAUUGGGAUUCUUCAUACUGUCGGAAGGGCAGAUCUCAAUGCACCAGUGUUGCUGAUGAGCCUGUGAAUCUGUUCUACAUGUUCAAGGGGCUUGCAGUAUUGAAUGCAAAGGCAACUUCUUUAAAUCUUUUGCAUGAAGACACACAGAUUCUUGGUUACACCGAGCAGUUUGGAGAUGUUGCACAAGAGGGACACGUACUUAUUUCUCCCAUGGAAAUACAGGCUUACAAGUUGGAAUUACGGCCACCACACCAAUGAAUAUACACUAAUUUUGCUGAUGCUAAUUGUUCUGGAUCAGUGACUGAAUGAUUCUACUGCAUAGGACGCAUCAUACCUGAGAGAAAUCAUCAGCAGUCUGCUAUCUCAAUGAAAGUUGAAACGUGUGAUUAAGUCCAAAUUGUGGAUGGGCAUGGACGGUUUUUAGAAGCAGCAGGGAUGUUGUCAAUGAACUGGGUGGGUUACCUUGCUGAGGAAUUUGAUUAUAAAGCACAUCAGCAUGAAAAUUUUUUGGUGUCCAAUACCGUUUCAAAAUACUUGAGAGAGAAUUCGUAUCUAUGACUUUUUUGUAAGUACUACUAUUGUGAGACAGUAGCAUUUAUGUUUACCACUUACAGACUUGCACUUAACUAUAAACACGGACGACUUUUUCCGUA
Juglans microcarpa x Juglans regia is the source of this 4009-nucleotide messenger RNA. RefSeq names its product alpha-mannosidase 2. Bases 132 to 3614 code for a protein of 1160 amino acids. NCBI's taxonomy places the organism in Eukaryota, Viridiplantae, Streptophyta, Magnoliopsida, Fagales, Juglandaceae. Gene Ontology annotation, molecular function: alpha-mannosidase activity; carbohydrate binding. Gene Ontology annotation, cellular component: Golgi membrane. The transcript has 4 exons. Gene Ontology annotation, biological process: mannose metabolic process; protein deglycosylation; N-glycan processing. The record is from RefSeq and is a predicted model, not a curated record.